This is a messenger RNA of Symsagittifera roscoffensis, 1281 nucleotides long. Its product is annotated as calcyphosin-like protein. The coding region runs from base 365 to 1207 and encodes 280 amino acids. The record is from RefSeq and is a predicted model, not a curated record. Gene Ontology annotation, molecular function: calcium ion binding. NCBI's taxonomy places the organism in Eukaryota, Metazoa, Xenacoelomorpha, Acoela, Convolutidae. The transcript is spliced from 4 exons.
CAGGACUAUAGAAUGGUGUGGUCAAGGAGCAAGACUAUAGAAACAGCUAUUUUUUGUCUGCGAAGUUUUUUUGGUGUGUCCUUGAAUUUUUUCCUACCAUCAAUUAGAGCUAUAUAGCUUUAUCACAAACCACCUGCACGUGUUUGAAUAAUUCAACAGUCCAAAAAUACGCUUAAACGCAGCGCAUAAGAUUAUAGUAAUACAUUCAAUAUACAGUAUACCACGCAAAAAACGCUGUUUUGCAAAAUACAGCCAACGAUUUUCUUUAAUCACAACUCAUAUUUACGCUAUAUACUAUUUUUUCAAAAUCACCGUUUGUCUCUUUUCAAAUAAAGAUUUAUAUUUCAACUGAAGAACGGUUUAAAUGGCGGCAACUGCUCGCCACGAGGCUGAGCUGAAGAAAAAAGCACUAGAGGAGGUAAAGAAAGCGAGGGACCCCAUAGACAAGAUCAGAUGGCAGUGUCUAAGCAGAGGAGCUGCAGGGAUCCGAGACCUGGGAAGAGUGUUCCGCAACUUCGAUGAUUCAGGGGACCAGCAAUUAGACUACAAAGAAUUCUGCAAAGGUGUGAGAGACAUUGGGUUGACUCUUGGCAAACAAGAUCUAGAAGCGGCUUUCAAGGCCAUAGAUAAAGAUGGUAGUGGUAGCCUCAACUUCGACGAAUUCUUGGUCAAAAUCAGAGGCAAUACACUCAACAAAAAGAGAAUAGUCUUAGUCGAGAAGGCUUUCAAAAAACUAGACCAGAACGACAACGGCACUAUCGAAAUAGACGAUUUAAAGGGUGUUUAUGACGUCACGCAGGAUGACAGGUACAAGACGGGUGAGAUGGGGGAGGAUGAGUUGCUGAGGGAGUUCCUGGACAAGUUCGACUCCCCCGACAACCGAGACGGCACUGUCACGAAGGAGGAGUUCAUCAGCUACUACGCAGGCAUUAGUGCGUCAGUUGACAACGACGCCUACUUCGACCUCAUGAUGAGACGCGCUUGGCGACUGGACGAACCCAACAGGCCCAAAACAGGCGGAGCAUUCAAACCCAACAUCGGGUACCAGACACCCGAACCCAAUGGAUACACGCUGACACUCCCGUCUCUAAGUGGGAACGGCCACGGAGCUAAUCAGAGAGACUUCAAAGUUCGUGGACUCAGAGGACUAAAGCCCCGAAGCAAUGCUAAGGGACAUCUUUUAACGACUCAACUACCUCUAUCUUGAAGUUCCACAAACAAUUCUGUCUUAUAAUUUUUUAAACCAGCUUUCAAUUCAAAAAGUCUAGUUUUGUUGAACAA